AUGCCGAGCUUCUGCCCCAAAUGCGGGGACUUUGUGGAGGAAGACGCAUGUGGAAAAUGCGGCGAGAAGGCGGUGACGACCAAAGAGAACCCAUGGAAGGCGGCGUCCAAGGUGCCUGGAGGCGACAAUAUGAGCGUCCCCGCGGUGCCCACGGCCUUCACAGCGGCAGCGCGUAUCAAAAUGAUGGGAGUGCAGCCCGUGCCGGAGCCCGCGCGCAAGGAGCAAGCGGUGGCUCGCUUCAACUUCGUCCCGCAGGAUCCGAGCACCCAAUUGGCGCUGUCCAAGGGCGACGAGGUGGACGUCGUACGUAAGGAUAACGAUGGCUGGUGGUUCGUCAUUAAGGACGGCGAGAAGGGUCUCGUACCCGGUUCGUACCUGCACAUUGAGAACCCCAUCAUCCCCAUCACGGAUGCUGCGAUUCUCGCAGCGCGUGAGGCCUCCAACCAGCGCUUUAUGGAGUUACAACGCACCACUGGAGGCACUGGACAGGGAGCAGAGGCAGGCGUGGAGUACCAGUCGCCGCUGGGAUUGGAGGCUCUUGCUAUUGCAGACUCGUGUGCACCCAAGCCCCCGAAUGGACCAGCGCGAGGUGCAGAUGCCAAGUCUGGAGGCACAGAAUUCAAGCCUGGCGAGGUGCGCAAGCUCAGGAAAUGUUACGCAUGCAAGGAGACGAUCUUGGGCCGCACGAAAGUGUGCAAGGACCAGAUUUUCCACGAAAUCUGCUUGUUGUGCAAAGGUUGUCGUGAAUCUAUCGAGGAGGACGAGGAUUUUACGCUCAUUAAGAAGAAGGCGUACCACGCGGACUGCGCGAAGGACGUCAACCACUGUUUUGUGUGCGACAAGGAGAUUCUGGGUCGAGUGUACCGCGCUGGAGAUGGCGCUUUCCACAAGCUUUGCAUGGUUUGCUCGGUGUGCAACAAACAGUCGAAGGAAGCUGGAGCCAAGCUUGAGAACGACCUCCUUGUUUGCGGCGAAUGUGUUGCAGAGAAGGAGAGAAAGGAGCGAGAGGAGAGGGAAGCUGCGUUAGAACGGGAGCGCGCAGCUGCGAAGGCGAAGGCAGAAAAAGAAGCAGCUCUUGCGGCGGCCAGAGCACUGGAGGAAGAAAAGGAGCGAAAAGCACGCGAGGCACAGAAAGCUGCCGAGGAGGCCGCUCGCGCGAAGGCCAAGGCGGAGGCUGAAGCGGCCGCCGCUGCUCGUGCACAGGCAGAACGAGAGGCAGCAGAGGCCGAAGCUAUGCAGAGAGCUGCCGCUGCGGCUGUUGCGAACGGCAACGGGCGAUCUGGGACUGACAGUCUUCGAUCCAGCACGUCGAAUCUGGACGAGUUUGACCUCGAGGCCACUCCUAUCGACAUGUCCGGCCACAAUGGACGGAUCUCUGAAGUGUCAGACAUCGAUUCUCUUCUUAGCGACGGCGAUUACGCGGGAUACAUGGGCAAUGGUCAAAGGGAAUCGCUGCGCUUGUCGGAGGUGCUGGACCUCGAGUCUUACGACGAUGAUCGCUUGUCCGACCUAAGUGGCAUCUCGGAAGGCGCAGGUGAACGCAACAGACAGCGACGAUCUACGGUUGAAAGGACGGUGAAAGAAAAUGAAGAGACCUUCUCGGAAGACGAGGACGACCGCGAGCUGUGCGGUGGUUGUGGCCUCGUUCUGGAGGGAGAAGCGGUCGGAGCCCUGAACCAGUACUUUCACUAUGAGUGCUUCAAAUGCAGCCACUGUAGCCGUGUUAUUGCUGAAGACGAUGGCUACGCAGAGAAGGACAACCAAGCGUUCCACCAAGGAUGCUAUCAGGCUCGUUUCGGCAAGAAGUGCCACCGAUGCGACAAGGUGCUUAAGGGAAAAGUGGUCAAAGCCCUCGACCAUCUUUACCACCCAGACUGCUUUGUAUGCUAUCAAUGCAGUGCCUCCCUUUCAGAGAGUUUCUUCGAGCACGAAGGCCAGGCUGUUUGUGCGAAAUGCAAACACGAAGCAAUCGCGCAGGACGAGCCGAGCUUCCCAGAGAACAUGGCCCCAGUGUCCAAGGGUAUUGCUGGCUAUCGGUUCGACGCCCAGGAUGACACACAACUGACUAUUUAUCCUGGCGACGAAGUCGCUAUUCUCCAGAAGGAUGACGAUGGCUGGUGGCUGGUGGAUCUGCGCAACAAGCGUGGUUACGUACCAGGCUCCUACUUAAUUGAGCGCCCCAUUGAAGAGCCGAAACCUCAGCCGAAGAAGAAGAAGAGUGCUUUCAAGAGUAAACCCAAGCGUAAGCCGGGUCUUUGCAGCUCAUGCUCGACACAGAACCCGGUGGAGGCGCGUUUCUGCAGAAGCUGUGGUAACAACCUGAUGGCCUAA
Molecule: messenger RNA, 2331 nt
Organism: Phytophthora nicotianae INRA-310
Lineage: Eukaryota; Oomycota; Peronosporomycetes; Peronosporales; Peronosporaceae
Exons: 9
Coding region: 1-2331 (776 amino acids)
Molecular function (GO): protein binding
Source: RefSeq, a predicted model, not a curated record